AUGGCCUCUCAGCGCAUUGCAAAGACUGUUGAAGAGCAGGAUGUCAAGGAAAUUCGCGUCGACUCGAGAAGAGAAACAGCAUUCCCCUCCAAUCCUCGCAAUAGCGCUCGGCCUCAGCAUUAUCCGACCGACCAAGAAUCAAUCGCUAUUGAUAAAAAGCCCCGUGACGUUUGCGGGACUAUCGCAAUUUUUCGCAAGAAGUUGAAAGAAGACAACAUCGUCAUUGCGGUUUUUGAGAACGCCUUAAAACAUGAACGACAAGCCCGUUUCGAAUGUGCUCGAGCCUACGACAUUCUACACAGCCAACAUGGGCAGGCAAUUGUUAGGCUCACUAACAUGGCAAAUAAACGUAUCUUGUUGGAUCGAGAGCUUGACAAAGCCCAAAACGUUAUCCGCACGUUUGAAUCUACUAUCGAGAAUACGAACGACUGCUUACCCAGGCGGACUGGGAUAAGGUGGAGCAGGGCAUCACAAAAACAGAGCAGCUCAAAGCCAGGAUCUCCGAGCUCGAGAAAGAAAAGGUGGAGGCUAUGCAGAAACACGAGAGCGCAUAUCACUGCCACCGAGUGA
Messenger RNA from Mytilinidion resinicola, 570 nucleotides. RefSeq lists its product as uncharacterized. NCBI's taxonomy places the organism in Eukaryota, Fungi, Ascomycota, Dothideomycetes, Mytilinidiales, Mytilinidiaceae. The transcript is spliced from 2 exons. Bases 1 to 570 code for a protein of 189 amino acids. The record is from RefSeq and is a predicted model, not a curated record.